CUUCUGUGCCUCUGUUAGUGGCAGUCUUUGGAACGACGGCGAGUGCUCAACAUGGCGGGCGUGGAGCAAGAGGCCGUCCCGGUGGAGGAGAAACACCUGAACGGAGAGCUGCUUUUGGAGCCCGAGGAAAGAGAGAGCGCCGGCGGGGCCGCCGCCGAUGAAAACGCCAAGAAGAAACGCAAGAAGAAAAAGAAAAGCAAAGGAGGCGCAGUCGGACAACAAGAGACUGAAAAAGAGUUAGAGGCAACACUUGAUGAGGUAGCAAACCAACUAGAUAAACAAACACUGGAAGAAAAGGAUAAAGAUGAUGAUGAUGAAGAUGGUGAAGGAGACGGUGAUAGUGCAGCAGGAAAGAAAAAGAAGAAAAAAAAGAAAAAGAAAGGACCAAAGGUGCAGACAGAUCCCCCAUCUAUUCCAAUAUGUGACUUGUUUCCUAGUGGAAUAUUUCCAAAAGGAGAGGAAUGCGAAUAUCCAGCAACGCAAGAUGGGAGAACGGCUGCUUGGAGGACUACAAGUGAUGAAAAGAGAGCACUAGAUCAAGCGAAUGAAGAGAUCUGGAAUGACUUCAGAGAGGCUGCUGAAGCACAUAGACAAGUGAGGAAAUAUGUUAUGAGCUGGAUCAAGCCUGGAAUGACCAUGAUUGAAAUUUGUGAAAAACUAGAAGAUUGUUCACGGAAGUUGAUACGAGAAAAUGGCUUAAAUGCUGGGCUUGCAUUUCCCACGGGGUGUUCUCUGAAUAAUUGUGCAGCCCACUAUACCCCCAAUGCUGGAGAUCCAACUGUUUUGCAGUAUGAUGAUAUCUGCAAGAUAGAUUUUGGAACACAUAUUAAUGGUCGUAUCAUUGACUGUGCUUUUACUGUCACAUUCAAUCCAAAAUAUGACAAGCUCUUACAAGCUGUAAAAGAUGCAACUAAUACUGGAAUAAAGUGUGCUGGAAUAGAUGUUCGCCUCUGUGAUGUUGGUGAGGCUAUCCAGGAAGUCAUGGAAUCUUAUGAAGUUGAAAUUGAUGGCAAAACCUAUCAAGGAAGGAGAAGUAUAUGCUAUAGAAACCUUUGGUAGCACAGGAAAGGGGGUUGUUCAUGAUGAUAUGGAAUGUUCUCAUUAUAUGAAGAACUUUGAUGUUGGACAUGUGCCAAUAAGGCUUCCAAGAGCAAAACACUUGCUGAAUGUUGUCAAUGAAAAUUUUGGUACUCUUGCCUUUUGCCGUAGAUGGUUAGAUCGUCUGGGAGAAAGUAAAUACCUAAUGGCACUGAAGAACCUAUGUGACUUGGGUAUAGUGGACCCAUAUCCUCCUCUAUGUGAUAUUAAAGGCUCAUACACAGCACAGUUUGAGCACACCAUAUUAUUGCGUCCAAUGUGCAAAGAAGUUGUCAGCAGAGGAGAUGACUAUUGAAAUUUCAAAGCCAUUACCUCACUUAUGUACUCUGUUGGAACAUGUUAUGCCAGAAUAAAUUUGCAGUCUGUUUUAACAGUCAACUCAAUGUGAUAACUUUCCAUGUUCAGAAGAAAAGAAUUUAAUCAAAGGCAAGUUCUCUAAUGUAACUAAGGAAAAAAAAAACAGCUACUGGGGCUUCUAGAAUAUUUCAGAUUACUUUUAUAUUUUUCUUUUGUGAGAAAUAUGCUACAAAGUGUUAUUUUUAGUUUAGAAUGAGUUAUACAUAUUGUUUGAAAUAUUUCUGAAAAUAUGUUUUUCAGGUAUUUAUAUUACCAUAUUCUUACUUGAAUGCUUUGAAUGAUCACAAAUAAUUUCUGCACCUAAACUGUCUUUGCUGUUGCCUUUUAAACUGCCUGGAAUGCAUUUUGUAAAAUUAAUAAAUCAAUAAAUCAUAAAUUCAAAUAGUUUUUAAAAGUGUCACAAUCCAAGGCAGUAACACACUGGAAAGUCUCUCCCAUUAACCCACCUCUAUUAGAAAAAGUUUCCAGUGUAAGCACAGCAAGCAAAUACAAAGCAGUUUUCAGUUGCAUUGUGUACAUGUUUAUUUUGCUUCAUUAUUUUGCUUUGAAUCAAAUUACUGGUUUUUUUUUCUGAUAUGCUUUAUAAUAGAAUGGGCUAGGACUGACCAUUUUUCUUGCAUUGAAAUGCUGCACUUUU
Messenger RNA from Thamnophis sirtalis, 2092 nucleotides. The record is from RefSeq and is a predicted model, not a curated record. Lineage: Eukaryota; Metazoa; Chordata; Lepidosauria; Squamata; Natricidae.